Ochotona curzoniae (black-lipped pika) is the source of this 1524-nucleotide messenger RNA. RefSeq names its product DDB1- and CUL4-associated factor 13. Gene Ontology annotation, biological process: maturation of SSU-rRNA from tricistronic rRNA transcript (SSU-rRNA, 5.8S rRNA, LSU-rRNA). NCBI's taxonomy places the organism in Eukaryota, Metazoa, Chordata, Mammalia, Lagomorpha, Ochotonidae. The transcript is spliced from 11 exons. The record is from RefSeq and is a predicted model, not a curated record. Gene Ontology annotation, cellular component: nucleolus; small-subunit processome. Gene Ontology annotation, molecular function: protein binding. Bases 97 to 1434 code for a protein of 445 amino acids.
GUCACGGGAAGCGGAAGUCGCAUGUGCGGGAGGUGGAGGCGGUGAGUCCAACCGGAGCGGAGAAACUCGUGGGGUCCGGGAGGAAGAGCCGGCGAGAUGAAGGUGAAGAUGUUGAGCCGGAAUCCGGACAAUUAUGUCCGUGAAACCAAGUUGGACCUGCAGAGAGUUCCAAGAAACUACGAUCCUACUUUACAUCCUUUUGAAGUCCCACGAGAAUACGUGAGGGCUCUAAAUGCGACCAAGCUGGAACGGGUGUUUGCGAAACCAUUCCUUGCUUCUCUGGAUGGUCACCGUGAUGGCAUCAAUUGCUUGGCGAAGCACCCAAAGAGCCUGACGACCGUCCUUUCUGGGGCAUGUGAUGGAGAGGUUAGAAUUUGGAACCUCACUCAACGGAAAUGUGUUCGUGCAGUCCAAGCGCAUGAAGGCUUUGUACGAGGAAUGUGUACACGCUUUUGUGGAACUUCCUUUUUUACUGUUGGUGAUGACAAAACUGUGAAGCAGUGGAAAAUGGAUGGCCCAGGUUGCGGAGAAGAGGAAGAGCCACUGCAUACGAUAUUAGGAAAGACAGUGUAUACUGGCAUUGAUCAUCACUGGAAAGAUCCUGUUUUUGCCACAUGUGGACAGCAAGUGGACAUUUGGGAUGAACAAAGAACUAAUCCUAUAUGUUCAAUGACCUGGGGAUUUGACAGUAUAAGCAGUGUUAAAUUUAACCCAAUUGAGACUUUUCUCUUGGGAAGUUGUGCUUCUGACCGGAACAUAGUACUAUAUGAUAUGAGACAGGCUACUCCUCUGAAAAAGGUUAUCUUGGAUAUGAGAACAAAUACAAUCUGUUGGAACCCUAUGGAAGCUUUCAUUUUUACUGCAGCCAAUGAAGAUUACAACUUAUAUACUUUUGAUAUGCGUGCGCUGGACACUCCUCUGAUGGUGCAUCUGGACCAUGUCUCUGCAGUGCUUGAUGUGGAUUACUCCCCCACUGGGAAGGAGUUUGUGUCUGCUAGUUUUGAUAAAUCUAUUAGAAUAUUUCCUGUGGACAAAAGUCGAAGCAGGGAAGUCUACCACACAAAGCGAAUGCAGCACGUGAUCUGUGUAAAAUGGACUUCUGACAGCAAGUAUAUCAUGUGUGGAUCUGAUGAAAUGAACAUUCGCCUGUGGAAAGCCAAUGCUUCUGAAAAGCUGGGUGUGCUUACAUCACGAGAAAAGGCAGCCAAUGAUUAUAACCAGAAGUUAAAGGAGAAGUUUAAACAUCAUCCUCAUAUAAAACGAAUAGCUCGUCAUCGACAUCUGCCCAAGUCCAUCUACAGCCAGAUUCAGGAGCAGCGCAUCAUGAAGGAAGCCCGCCGACGAAAGGAAGUGAAUCGCCGUAAACAUAGCAAGCCUGGAUCAGUGCCAAUUGUGUCAGAGAGGAAGAAGCACGUAGUGGCAGUUGUAAAGUAAUAUUUGGUAUUCCUGCUAAUCCUGAUAUGAAGCUGUUUACUUUUGACUUGGUGAUUCUGCAAAUAAAAGCGCUCUGUUUAGUAGUAUUUA